AUUAUCAGCAUAUCAUUGAAUUUGCUUUGAUCACAAAUUAAUAAAAAAAACUACUUUCUGGAAAAGCAGUACGCAUUUCAAGCAGAGAAAUAUUCAUCCAACGAAAAUGUCAAAUAGUUCAUUUGAAGAGGGUAAACUUAUGGCUGUCAUAGGCGAUGAGGACACCUGCGUUGGCUUUCUGCUUGGCGGCAUUGGCGAAGUCAACGAGGAGCGUCAGUCGAACUUUAUGGUUGUCGAGAAAGACACCAGCGCCGCGGCCAUAGACGAGUGCUUCAAGCGCUUCGUGGCACGCGAGGAUAUCGCCAUCAUAAUGAUCAAUCAGAUAUAUGCGGACAUGAUACGCGCCACCAUCGACAAGCACCUGCUGCCUGUGCCCACUGUGCUGGAGAUACCCUCGAAGCAGCAGCCGUACGACGUUAACAAGGACUCCAUACUGAAGCGUGCGCAUCGAAACUUAAGAGGAACCAAAUCGUAUAGGCAAAAUAUUAAAAUUCAUUUAUUCUUUGAAAAAAGAGCUCUUUCCUCAAAAUUAUCCACGGAAGAUCACAGCGACAGCGAGCUGGUGAACAUAUUCAAGUUCCUGCAGCGGGCCGUCGAGACCUUUGGCCGCAAUCAUGGCCUGCAGCUGGCGCUGCCCAAGGAGACGGGCGCCCGGGUGCUGGACGAGGCGGAGAGUCGCGGGCAUCGCAAGAAGAAGAAGUGGCUCAUCAUAUUGCCGCUGAUCAUAUUGAUGAAAAUCGCACACCUGAAGAUGACUUUGGUGACGCUGCUGCUCGGCGUGCUUGGCAUGAAUGUGCUGCUGGUGGGCGGCACCGGCUGGCUGAUACACUAUCUAAAGUACAAGACGCUGUGCAAAAUCCAUCCGCACCUGGUGCAAUCGCACUCGCAUGUCUACGAUUCCGAUCCGUCGGACUACUCCCAGUUCCUGGGCAGCAGCUACUCCAACGGCUUCGCGGGCUACAGUCCGUCCAGUCCGCACGAGGUCAAUGCGAAUGGCUACAGCAAGGACUGGGCGACGAGUAAGGCCUAUCACGGCCACAACUAUCUGGACACCAUUAGCAAGCGGGUACAGUAGAGCUUCUGCGCAUGAACCAGGAAUGCGACCGCCUUUCUGCUCCUAGUAAAAUUGUCGUCAUCGUUGAUAUUGUUUUAAAACUUAACGUAACAUUAAUUUACAUAGGCAAGCCAAGUAUUUAAUAAAUGAAAUGUUCGCAA
This is a messenger RNA of Drosophila virilis, 1215 nucleotides long. RefSeq names its product Osiris 1 (gene Osi1). Gene Ontology annotation, molecular function: proton-transporting ATPase activity, rotational mechanism. Gene Ontology annotation, biological process: proton transmembrane transport. Lineage: Eukaryota; Metazoa; Arthropoda; Insecta; Diptera; Drosophilidae. Gene Ontology annotation, cellular component: proton-transporting V-type ATPase, V1 domain; membrane. The record is from RefSeq and is a predicted model, not a curated record.